Telopea speciosissima is the source of this 918-nucleotide messenger RNA. RefSeq names its product nucleoid-associated protein At4g30620, chloroplastic-like. Bases 107 to 691 code for a protein of 194 amino acids. Lineage: Eukaryota; Viridiplantae; Streptophyta; Magnoliopsida; Proteales; Proteaceae. The transcript is spliced from 7 exons. The record is from RefSeq and is a predicted model, not a curated record. Gene Ontology annotation, molecular function: DNA binding.
AAAAUCUCAGCUAUCCUUCUCACAGAACUAAAAAAUCUCUGCUGCUUCUCUCGUCUCUCUCAACCUCUCUAUCCUCGUUCUUAUCUAUCUUCUUCGAUCCUCUUUAAUGGCGUCCACCAGCACUUUAACUGCUCAGAUUUCGAACUUGCACAGUAUCAAUGACUGCAAAAGCCUCACUAGCUUUUCCUCUAUCUUUUUCUGUAAUAAACUAAGCCCAAACACUGUUCCAAUUGGUAUACCAGCUUUAUCCUGGCCUGGAAGUAAAAGAUCACGUAAUCCAAAAUCUUUUCGGGUUUACAGUUUAUUUGGAGGAAAGAAGGAUAAUAAUGAUGAUGGCCAAUCAAAGGCAGGAAUUCUAGGAAAUAUGCAAAAUCUAUAUGAAACUGUUAAGAAGGCACAGAUGGUUGUCCAAGUUGAAGCAGUGCGUGUACAGAAAGAACUUGCUGCUGCAGAGUUUGAUGGUUACUGUGAAGGUGAACUAAUUAAGGUUACACUUUCUGGAAACCAGCAACCUUUACGCACUGAGAUAACUGAGGCUGCAAUGGAGCUAGGACCUGAAAAGCUUUCGCUCUUAGUUACGGAGGCAUACAAGGAUGCGCACCAGAAGAGUGUUCUGGCUAUGAAGGACAGGAUGAGUAAUCUUGCACAGAGUUUAGGAAUGCCUCAAGGCCUCAGUGAGGGAUUGAAGUGAAGAUCGUAUUCCAUGAUGCUGGUGAGAGCAAGCUUCAAUUUUGUAUACUAGUCCUGUUGAGAUGGUCAUUUACAAUGUAUCCAUGCCAUCAGAAUCUCGUCAAAAUUUUACUCAUGGUUAUUGGAAUGGUAGUAGAAUGAGAGCCUGUAAUCUUGCCCUUGUUACUUUAAUAACCAAGGCUAUCUAUUCCUUGAGCAACCUGUUGCUAAUAUCUGGAUUACAUGAUA